AUGGCACAGGCGUUCAAUGAGCACUGGGACACCGCCGGUCGCAUUCCCUUUUGGUACACCUUGGAGUCAAACGCCCUGGCCGCAGCAGCAGAGAAGAAGCCCGGCGACAAGAAAGCAGUAUCAUCUAACCCGAGCUUUGUCGAGAGAAUGUCGGCGACGGAGGGGUAUCUGACGAAGCAGCUCCAAGACGUACGCGUGGACUACCUGGAGAUCGACCGGGUGGGUGUCGAGUUCAAUAAUGACCUACUCAAGCACUCCCGGGGGGUAUUUGGGAAACAGGCGAACCGGGUCCUCCAAGAAGAGGCCGAUGACCAGUGGAGCGGCAUCGACUUCGUGUCGGAGUCGUUCGAGCAGGAGGCACAGCUCCACGAGGCGGUGUCCAAGUGCGGUGGCGACCCCUCCAAGCUGCCCGUCCAGGACUGCGACUACCUUCAGGACAGCAUCAACUGCCUUGCAAAUGUCCUAAGGGCCAAGGGCAUUGGCGGGUGCCCAGAUGCCACUGAUGGGGAGGCUGUGAACGUGCCUACUUCCCUGACGCGUUUUAGGAUACGAGGUUCGGAGGACUUGCCCGACAUGAGACGACUCGUUCUCGUGUCUCAUUGCAGCUGUUGCCACCGCAAGCAUUACUUCUGA
This is a messenger RNA of Diaporthe citri, 633 nucleotides long. RefSeq lists its product as uncharacterized. Lineage: Eukaryota; Fungi; Ascomycota; Sordariomycetes; Diaporthales; Diaporthaceae. The record is from RefSeq and is a predicted model, not a curated record. Bases 1 to 633 code for a protein of 210 amino acids. The transcript has a single exon.